This is a messenger RNA of Pelagomonas calceolata, 620 nucleotides long. Lineage: Eukaryota; Pelagophyceae; Pelagomonadales; Pelagomonadaceae. The record is from the annotation of a GenBank genome assembly.
GAACAAGGGCAGCCCAAAACGCCGCCGCAUAAGCGACACGCAGCCCGGAGAUGAGCGACAGCAUCUCCUACGCGAUCCGCGACGAGGCGAAGGACAUGGACGAGAAGGAGAACGAGUGCGUCGCGCGGGAGGCCUACGCUAAGACCGUCGACCAGCAGUACAAGUCGAAAAUCCAGCAGUACAAGCGGUCCAAGGACCUAGGACGCCAGCUAUUAGCGCGUCUCUCCGACGAGGAGGCGGACUUGCGACGGGCGGCCACGGCUUGGGUGCACAAUUUUACGCAAGCGCAGAGGCAAGCUACGUCCGCGCGAGGGCAUUGUGAAUUGCGGGCGCUGUGGUUCUCUCGUUGUAGGAAUGAGGCUCGAGCUCUCGUCGGCGAGACGGUGGAGGGCUUCUCGCGGACGUUCUUCCGCACUACACUAACGUGGUCCCUUGGUAGUGGGUGCACUCUGGAUUCGGUCUUGGACCAUAAACGAAGCGCCGUGUCGCACCACGAGGCGUAUGAGGAUGAUGUGAGUGAUGCGGCGCCGGAGGGCGACGACUGGGCGGCCGUCGCGCUGCCGGGGGCCGGGCGGCACAAGUAGGGGGUAGUUGCGUGUGGAUUAAAACGUGAGGGCGCC